This is a messenger RNA of Syngnathus typhle (broad-nosed pipefish), 9837 nucleotides long. It is a transcript of the gene ptprdb, whose product is annotated as protein tyrosine phosphatase receptor type Db. The record is from RefSeq and is a predicted model, not a curated record. Gene Ontology annotation, molecular function: protein tyrosine phosphatase activity; protein binding. NCBI's taxonomy places the organism in Eukaryota, Metazoa, Chordata, Actinopteri, Syngnathiformes, Syngnathidae. Gene Ontology annotation, biological process: protein dephosphorylation. Bases 445 to 6240 code for a protein of 1931 amino acids. The transcript is spliced from 42 exons.
CUUAUCUCUGUACACAUCGUCAGCUCCAGUGUGAAGUGAAGUCUGACAGCUGCCGCCUGGCCCGGUCCAUUUGCAGCUUCUCUGCUCCAUCUCACCACACGGAUGUCAAUUAGCACGCUAAACUUGCUUCGGGACUGUGGGAGCGCUGCUUGUCUUCAACUUGAGGGCGAAGAAAGACGAUUGAAAACUCCUCGGAAUUCUCCGCGCACCGUGCACGCAUUGGCACUCUCCGUUUGACGUGUUGAAGUGCUUCUUAAGGAGAAUUCUGGGGAGAUUUCUGACUCUUUCAAUCCUCAAAGAUGAAGCAGCACUGGGGACCUGCUCAGUGAGGCGGCUCCCACUUCAAAGUGUCCAGCUGGAUGAUGAAACAUGACUAAAGGUUGUGAGGACUUGUCUCCAUCGUCCUGUUGUACAGUGAGGCAGUGAGCUCACGGAGGAUACAGCAUGCAUGUGUCGAAAUAUCCAACAAUGCACUCUGCCAGUCCGGGUCUGAUCCUCCUCAGUUUCCUUUUCCUCGCCGAUGCUGACUCCCCUCCACGAUUUACCCGAACCCCAGAAGACCAGACAGGAGUCCAAGGCGGCGUGGCAUCGUUCGUGUGCCAGGCCGCCGGCGAGCCGCAGCCCAAGAUUGUGUGGAACAAAAAAGGCAAAAAAGUCAGCAAUCAGAGAUUUGAGGUGAUUGAAUUUGACGACGGGUCUGGCUCAGUCCUGAGAAUCCAGCCUCUCCGGACCCCCAGAGAUGAGGCUAUUUACGAAUGCCACGCCUCUAACUCGGCAGGAGAGCUCACGGCCUCCACCCGGCUAAGCGUGCUAAGAGAGGACCAGCUGCCUUCGGGGUUCCCCACAAUAGAUAUGGGUCCCCAGCUGAAAGUGGUAGAACGCUCUCGGACCGCUACCAUGCUCUGCGCGGCGAGCGGAAACCCUGACCCAGAAAUUACUUGGUUCAAGGAUUUUCUGCCAGUCAACACAUCCAAUAACAAUGGACGAAUCAAGCAGCUGCGCUCAGGCGCGCUGCAGAUUGAAAUGAGCGAAGAGUCUGACCAGGGCAAGUAUGAGUGUGUUGCCACCAACAGCGAUGGAACUCGCUAUUCCACCCCAGCCAACCUCUACGUACGAGUGCGUCGCGUCCCCCCUCGGUUCUCUAUCCCGCCGGCGGACAGCGAGAUCAUGCCAGGGGGCAACGUCAACAUCACCUGCGUGGCGGUGGGCUCGCCCAUGCCCUAUGUAAAGUGGAUGCUGGGAGCCGAGGACCUGACCCCAGAAGAUGAUAUGCCCAUCGGCCGUAAUGUCCUUGAAUUGACGGAUGUACGGCAGUCCAACAAUUACACCUGCGUUGCCAUGUCAACACUCGGCGUUAUUGAGGCUGUGGCGCAGAUUAUUGUGAAAGCUCUCCCAAAGGCUCCCGGCACACCCGUGGUGACCGAAAGGACUGCAACAAGCAUCACACUCACCUGGGAUUCUGGCAACCCUGAACCUGUCUCCUAUUACAUCAUACAACACCGUUCCAAAGGCUCCGAGGACCCCUAUAAAGAGAUUGAUAGCAUCGCCACCACCCGCUACAGUGUGGGUGGCCUGAGCCCUUACUCCCAUUAUGACUUCCGCGUGGCGGCUGUUAACACCAUCGGCCAGGGUCCCUCCAGCGAAGUGGUGGAGGCUCGCACAGCAGAGCAGGCGCCCUCCUCACCUCCCCGACAAGUCAGAGGUCGCAUGCUGAGCACCACUACGGCAAUCAUCCACUGGGAUGAGCCAGAGGAACCAAAUGGGCAGGUAGUGGGCUAUAGGGUCUACUACACAUCAGACAACAUGUUGCCAGUGAACCAGUGGGAGAAGCAGAUGGUGCGGAGCGCCAACUUUAUCACCAUUCAGAGCUUGACUCCUAACAAGACAUAUUACAUCAGAGUGUUGGCGUUCACCUCCGUUGGCGAUGGUCCUCUUUCCCAGGACCUGCAAAUUAUUGCCAAGACUGGCGUCCCAUCGCAGCCUUCGGAGUUCAAAGGAGAGGCCAAAUCUGAGACGAGUAUUUUGCUGUCCUGGAUAGCGCCACCCCAGGGUGGCCCUGACAACCAGAUCACGGGAUAUGAACUGGUUUAUCGACGGGCGGACGAUACUGAGGAGAAGAAAGUCAACUUUGAGCCGACAAGCUCCUACCUGUUGAGGAACCUCAAGCCUUUCUCGGCCUACACUUUCCAAUUGGCCGCCCGUAGCAAACAUGGCAUUGGCGCAUAUACCAACGAGAUUUCCAUUGACACACCCCAGACACUUCCUUCAGCACCUCCCCAGGACAUAACAUGCACCAGCCCCACUUCUACCAGCAUCUUGGUAAGUUGGGCACCACCACCUGCGGAGUUUCAGAACGGCGUCAUUACGGGCUACGCCGUCCAGUAUUCCACUACCGGGGUCAACAAAACAUCCAAAAGGAUUGACGGCAUUCCAAAGGAAGGUUCUCCGUACCUCUUGGAUAACCUAGAGAAAUGGACCGAAUACGGAAUUACAGUGCGGGCGCAGACGGAAGCUGGCGACGGACCUGAGAGUUUACAGCUGAUUAUCCGCACCGAGGAAGAUGUUCCAAGUGGUCCUCCUCGAGGGGUGGACGCAGAGACAGUGAACUCCUCAGCCAUUAGGGUGAAAUGGCGAGCGCCAGCCCCAGAGUUGCAGCACGGUCAGAUCCGAGGCUACCAAGUCCACUACGUGAGGAUGAACUACGGCGAGCCUCAGGGUCCGCCCUCCAUUAAGGACAUCCUGAUAGAGGACUCACAGUGGGAAUAUGACCAAUCAGCUCAAUAUGAGGCUCUUCUCGGAAACUUGAAGGCCGACACUUCCUACUCUAUCUCGGUAGGAGCUUACACUGCCAAAGGAGAUGGUGCCCGCAGCAAACCUGUUGCCAUCUGCACUGCUCUGCCAUUGCCUGAAAAGCCCAAACUAAUGGUGAGCGCAACUGACUCGGGCACCGCUCUGCUUCAGUGGUACCCGCCGCCAAAUCCCCUAACGCCACUCCUGGGUUACCGCCUCACUUUUGGCCGUGUCGACGUCCUUCCAUUCACUGUGGUGGAGUUCCCCACCAAGGAAAGCCUCUUCACUGCUCAGGAUAUCCAUAUGGGAGCCAACUACAUUUUCAGACUCUCCGCCCGUAACAAAAUGGGCUAUGGAGAAGAGGCAGUGAAAGAAGUGACCACGCCUGAAGGCUCCCCAACCGGAUACCCGGAAAAUAUUAUCUCGGAGGAGAUGUCUGCCAACUCCCUCCGCUUGACGUGGAAAUCAGUGCCACUCAUUGAGCAAAACGGAAAAAUUGUCAAAUACUCAGUGCUGUACAAGGAUAUAAACAGUCGGGGCAAUUCCUCGGAAAUUGUGGUGCCCACUCCGGGGUCAAGUGUUUUGUUGGAGGGUCUGAGUGCCGAUACGGUGUAUGAUGUCAGGGUGUGCGCGUACACGACUGUCGGGCCCGGUCCGUACAGCCCCGGUGUCCAGGUUAGGACGCAGCGGCUAGACCAAGUUUUUGCCACCAAUUUCAAAGUGAAGGCCGCCAUGAAGAAUUCCGUUCUGUUAUCCUGGGAGGUUCGAGACAAGAAUCCUACCCAGCCAUUCACUAUCCUCUACGGAAAAGGCCAGUCUGUGGAGGUGGAUGGCAAGCAGACUCAGAAGCUGAUCACCGGCUUGCAGCCUGACACCCUUUACUCAUUCUUGCUUACCAACCGGGCCAACAGCGCCGGGGGGCUUCAGCACCGCGUCACCGCCACUACUGCUCCAGACAUCCUGAAAAGCAAACCCGUCGUGGUGGGAAAGACCAAUGCCGAUGGCAUGGUGACCGUCCAACUUCCAUCUGUGCAGACGGCAGCUAAAGUCAAGGGUUAUUAUCUGGUGGUGGUGCCACUAAAGAAGCAACGAGGAGGGAAGUUCUCGAAUCCAUGGGAGGACCCAGACCAGAUGAAUUUAGAUGAGUUGCUGAGAGAGAUUAACCGAACCAGCGUGAGCCGUGCCCUCCGUAUCCGCAGACAGACUGGCCAAUCAGAUCCAAGAGCUUACGUCAGCGCUCACUUUAAAGCCCUCCCCCCUGAGUUCACGCUGGGCAAUGGGCAAAACUACGGCGACUUCCGCAACCGUCCAUUGCAGAACGGCCAGGAAUAUGUGUUCUUUGUGCUCGCCCUGCUUGACCUUUCGGAGAACACCAUGUUCUCCACUAGCCCAUAUUCUGAUCCCGUGACGUCAUCAGGUGUGGACCCGCAGCCAAUUGUGGAUGAGGAAGAGGGUCUCUUGUGGGUGGUUGGGCCUGUGUUGGCCGUUAUCUUCAUCGUGUGUAUUGUCAUUGCCAUCCUUCUCUUCAAAAGCAAACCUGACAGGAAACGAGCCGAAGCCGAGGGCAGGAAGGGCAGUUUCCCCUGCAGCAAAGCCAUGUCGUCUCACCAUCCCACUGACCCUGUGGAGUUGCGUCGAAUCAACUUCCAGACUCCAGCCUACCGUGUAUCAGUGUACCGUGGUUAUCGACGUUUGUCAAGCAUGGCAAGUCACCCACCCGUCCCCGUCUCGGAGCUGGCAGAUAACAUUGAGCGCCUCAAAGCAAACGACAAUCUCAAGUUCUCACAAGAGUACGAGUCAAUUGACCCCGGUCAACAAUUCACCUGGGAGAACUCCAACUUGGAGGUCAACAAACCAAAGAACCGCUACGCUAACGUCAUUGCCUACGACCAUUCCAGGGUGAUACUCACUGGCAUCGAAGGUGUCCCAGGGAGUGACUACAUCAACGCUAACUAUAUCGAUGGCUACCGGCGUCAAAAUGCCUACAUCGCCACUCAGGGUUCCCUUCCGGAGACCUUUGGGGACUUCUGGAGGAUGGUGUGGGAGCAGCAUACAGCCAAUAUUAUCAUGAUGACCAAGCUGGAGGAGAAGUCAAGGGUGAAGUGUGACCAGUACUGGCCAACACGAGGCACGGAAACUUACGGCCUCAUCCAGGUCACUCUACUGGAUACGGUGGAGCUGGCAACUUACUCUGUCCGGACCUUUGCGCUUUACAAGAGUGGCUCCAAUGAGAAGCGUGAGGUUCGUCAUUUCCAAUUCACAGCCUGGCCGGACCACGGGGUACCUGAGCACCCUACUCCCUUCCUGGCCUUCUUGCGAAGGGUCAAGGCCUGCAACCCUGCAGAUGCAGGGCCAAUGAUCGUCCACUGCAGUGCCGGAGUGGGCCGCACAGGUUGCUUCGUCGUGAUCGACGCCAUGGCGGAACGAAUCAAGCACGAGAAGACGGUUGACAUCUACGGCCACGUCACGCUCAUGCGCUCGCAGAGGAACUACAUGGUCCAGACGGAGGACCAGUAUAUCUUCAUCUACGACGCGCUGCUGGAGGCCGUGACCUGCGGGAACACAGAGGUCGCCGCCAGGAACUUGUAUUCAUACAUCCAGAGGCUGACGCAGAUUGAACCCGGCGACAAUGUCACCGGCAUGGAAUUGGAGUUCAAGCGUCUGGCCAGUGCCAAGGCCCACACGUCGCGCUUCGUCAGUGCCAACCUACCAUGCAACAAGUUCAAGAACAAGCUCGUCAACAUCAUGCCCUACGAGACCACACGUGUGCCCCUGCAGCCAAUCAGAGGGGUGGAGGGGUCGGACUACAUCAACGCUAGCUUCAUCGACGGUUAUAGGCAACAGAAGGCUUACAUAGCGACACAAGGCCCGUUGGCCGAGACCACUGAGGACUACUGGAGGAUGCUGUGGGAACACAACUCCACCAUCGUUGUCAUGCUCACCAAAUUGAGGGAGAUGGGACGGGAGAAAUGUCACCAGUACUGGCCCGCAGAGCGCUCAGCUCGGUACCAGUACUUUGUGGUGGAUCCCAUGGCCGAGUACAACAUGCCUCAAUACAUCCUCCGAGAAUUCAAAGUCACGGACGCCAGAGAUGGCCAAUCGCGGACGGUUCGUCAAUUCCAGUUCACUGAUUGGCCAGAACAAGGAGUGCCAAAAUCAGGGGAGGGAUUCAUUGAUUUCAUUGGACAAGUGCAUAAAACUAAAGAACAGUUUGGCCAGGAUGGACCGAUUACUGUGCACUGCAGUGCCGGAGUGGGCCGGACAGGCGUGUUCAUCACGCUGAGCAUCGUGCUGGAGAGAAUGCGGUACGAGGGCGUGGUGGACAUCUUCCAGACGGUCAAGAUGCUGCGCACGCAGAGACCUGCCACCGUUCAAACAGAGGACCAGUACCAGUUCUGCUACCGCGCCAGUCUGGAGUACCUCGGAAGCUUCGAUCACUAUGCAACAUAAAUUCGUCACGGCACGUCCCACCUAAUCCAUGGAUGAACGUGCUAGGCGGCGACGUGUCUGUGAAGUGAGCGCCAUCAACAUGCAGAGUGAAGAAGGAGGGAGGGGGGGAAUCCUGCGUACCCACAAAGAGCACCUCUAACUGAGCCAUAGCAACCUGCUUGACAAGGGGUCUCCACCCGCCCUUUCACCCAAACACGCCCAUUGGUCAGUCAGAAGCAACUCGCUCCAAUACUUGAUCCGAAUCUACGUUGUCUUUGGUUUCAGUCAGUGCUAUUUUCCAAGCACCAGGGUUGCUUUACAUUGUUUGGGUGUGGAAGUGUUCACCUCAUCCACCGCCAGUGUAGCAUCACCAAUCUUGAUUGAUAGAGUGUCACAGGACGUUUGAUUUUUCUAUCUUUAGACCAACACGAAGGCAUCCAUCAUAUGGACGUCUCGUGGACGGACACAAAGUGGGACUUUGGCACACCGGAGAUUUGCCAACGGGAGAGUGGAAACUCACCGAGCACACAGUAUUAAGGACACAAAGAGCCGCAAUGGACACCAGGAAGUGUUUUCCCCCCUUUUAUUUUUUUUUUAUUUUUUUUUUAGGAAGCAGACUUUGGUUUCCUAUAAAUGAAUAAGACAUUUUAGUCACAUAGUAAUAAAAAAAGCACCAGUUCGACUUAAGUCUUCACAGUUUAAGACAAGGAAAUUGUGAAAGGUUUAAAAAGCACCACAACCACAAACAAAAUGAUCAACUGACUCCUUAAAAAAAAAAAAAAAAAAAAUGUGGGCUCUCUUGUAAAGCUGGUCGCCCAUUUGUUUUUUUUAUACUUUCUGUUUUGUUGUGCAUUUUUUAUGUUCUCAAACAUUUUUAUUCAAAGAAAUACAAUCAGAAGCCGCGGGACUUGGCAGUUUCUCAGAAUAGUUCCACCAUUAACUGUUCUAUUCUCACUUUUAUUUGCAUGAGCAACUCGAUGAAGUCGUUGCCUGCCUGAUGCUUGACGUUUUGGGGGAAGGGUUACAUUUCAUGAUUUCAUGAUAAGAGCAUUCACUUGAGUUCAGCUUUGAUUUUUGGUCAGUGAUAAGGUGAAGGGACUAAACUUGGGUUUCGGUUUGGGCUUUAAUAUUUCAGGUUAGAUGUCAUCUUCAAGGUUGUGACUAGUCAGUCUAGGGUGGAACCCACCUUUCACCCAAAGUCAACUGGCAAAGGCUACAGCUCACCCGCAACCCCAAUGAGGACAAAAACGCAAUAGAAAAUUGGUGGUUUGGGCCCCAUGAAAAUUAUUUUUGUGUAAAUCAAGAAAGAGAGAAAGAGUACAAAUUUGUAGAGUGUGCACGGAGUGGCUUCUUUUGGGGGGGCGGGGGGUCAGUUAAAACUAUUCAAACCGUCACCUAGAUUUAGACCAAGAAUUAUGGAAAUAUGUCAAGACAACGUUCUCACCGGAAUGCUCACCACUGUCUUGUGCGUCUGUCUGAUUCCGUGUGCAAUAAGUAGAUGUACUAUAUAUAUAUUUUUAUGUCCACUUAUUUACUACAGUCACAUGCCAUGAUGAUGAUGAUGAUGAAGAUAAAUAGUGGUGCAUCAUGUCCCAGACUCGAGGACGUUCAGCAUUCGAUUCCUCGUAUCACGCCGCCACCCCAUAUAGACAAUGUUGUCGUCACGGUAACCGGGAAACUAACGAACGAUCCCAACUCCCAAUGAAUAGUUUAAGUUUAGAUUUCUAGUGCCUUAUAUUACACGCCUAUUUUGAUAAAGUUACGUUUAAGGGUUCUUGUGUAUUUUACGUAUGCACACUUAUGUAUGUUUGUCGUGUGUUUGAGAGAGAGCGAGAGGUUGUGUAAGAUUUUGUUAUGCUCUACUAUGUGGAAAUUGCUGUUGUAUUCUGUUGUUUUUCUAUGGUAGGCUGGUUCGUCAUCACUUUAAAAGGAAUGCAGUCAUAUCGCUUUGAAGGAGAACAAAUGAGCAAGACUCAACUGCAGUACAACAAAUGUUUAUUUCAAAAGUAUGAGCAAAGAAUGAAAUGAUGAUUUUUUUAAUGAGAAAAUGUCUGCGGUGAUGCAAAGGCAAGCUUUCAUUUACUGUAUUUCCUCAAAUAGUGGCCUCCACUCUCAUUAACUCCAGGCUGCACCACACCCCAAAUAGAUUUCCUCUCAAGAUUUUUUCUUUUCAGUUUUCCUGGUUUUAUUCCAUUCAGGAGAAACAGAAGGGGGAAAAAAUCAGCAUUACCAUAAUAGAGUGGUGCCUUGAGAUAUUAGUUUCUGUAAUUCAGCCAUUGUUUAAAACCUCCUAACACCACAACUACCAAUGCUAAUCGUUAGUAUGUCAAUGGAAUUUUCCAUUAUACGCUAGCGUUAGGCUAGCUGGGCAAGGCAAAAGUAUUUGGACGUAAGGAGUGUCAUUUAGUUUGACAGUAAACUGCAAGUGAGGGUGGCAUUAAAAAGCUUGAAGCCUCUGGUUUGAUUAAUUAAUCUUUAACUAAUCGCCAACGAAUCGCUUAUGAUGGUGAGCAAAGUUAACUGCCGCCUUGUAUGUAAAACCAAAAAAACAAGUGAAGUCGCUUGUACACAGUCUCAAGGCAUCACUGUACAGUAUUUUUUUUUAUCUAAUUAACUCUUAUUUUAUGUAAGGAAAAAAAAUUGAUAAUUUAUACUAUUAUUCAAAAACCCCCAUGCACCUUUAUGUGAUUGAAUAAACACCAUCUGGCCACUACGUGAGGAAAUCAAAGCAGCAUAGACAUUUUUAUUGACAAAUUGAAUAGAAAAAAAAAAGCAAAAUGACAACAUUUGUGCAUACAGGAGUCAAUCCCACAGCCAACAGUGUUCCUUGUCCUGCCCUCCUCUUUCCCAUGUUGCUCUCUAAUCAUGGCACCAUUCUGGUGCCCCCGGUGUUGUUUUUGUAUGCAUGGUACCACUUUGGAGAUGCCCCGUUGGUCGCACCUGUAAUGGGAAGACUUGCACUUUCUCUUGUACUAUGCACUUAAUCCUCUUAUCUCUGUCAGCCCACGCCACACCCCCAACCCCCUUUUACAAAAAAAGAUUUACUUGAACUAGCUCAACGUGGACCCUGUAAUGCUCACACAGUUGUGUAUAUGUAAAUAACACCGAACACAGAGACUAAUUGAAAUUCUUAAAUUAAGACAAAGUGAACUACUAUAUCAGAUAUACAGAGUGAUAUAAGAAAAGAUUGCACCAGAAAUCACCGUUUAUGGCACAGAAAUAUGUGCAAUAUGUCACCUCGUGGCUUUGCUGCACCACAAAUGAAUUUCACCAUAAAAGUGUUCUAUUUUAACCCCCUGACCCCAAUGUAUCUUGUAGAUGGAUUAAAAACUGGAGUUUAUAUAAAUUGUAUAAAAAUGAAAAUAAUGGUGUGUUGCUUGGAUCAGUACUGUCAAACUGGUCUGUAUAUGUAAAGUUUUUGUUUGUCUGUUUUUCAUUUUCUGCUCUGGGUCAACAAGUGCUUUUUAUUUUCUUACAUUGGUCUUUGUGUGUGUGCAAAACUGAGGAUGUGGGGGGGAAAAACACACACACGGGUCUGUAUGGAUUUCUGUUCUUUGUCGACACAAGUUUCAUUUGUUACAAAUAAACUCAAGUGAAAUAAAAGACACCAAACCUGUA